AUGAGCGCGUGGAUCUCGAGCUUCAUCUUUGUAGGCAUAGCCGUGCAGCUGGCGUGUCUCAAGCUCGGGUGGGCGCCCUGGAGGGGCACGGAUCUUAAUGACGAGGCGCUCUUUCUGCUCAUCAACCAGUCGGUGCGAACGGCAUCAGGGAUCGCCAUCGUGUGGUUUGUCGCGCGCCCUUUCCAACCACUCUCCACCGACCUUUUCCACUGGGGUUUCGAGGACCCCUUCAGUUGUCGCAAGGGGUGGUUGUCCUGGGCUAGCGUUGGCGUCUUGAGUGCUGGGCUCGUUGUUUUCGCAACUGCCACCGCCACCACGAUGCUUUCAGGGGGAAUUGACGCUCCCAGAGAGGAAGCUGACGCGCUAGUGCAAGUUCUCCCCAUAAUCGCUGCCUCCCCUUUCAGCACCGGUGCACUCAUCUUUGUUGCUGGUGUGCUCGCGCCCAUCCUCGAAGAAACUAUAUUUCGAGCCUUCCUGCUCACAUCCUUGACUAAGUGGAUGCCAGUACCCCUGGCAGUGGCAGGGAGUGCCUGCGCCUUUGCUGCAGCCCACAUGACUCCAAACGAGUUCCCCAAGCUGGCUGCUCUCGGAUUGGUGUUGGGAUUCAGCUAUGUGCGCACGCGCAACCUCCUCACACCCAUCAUCAUCCAUUCCGUAUGGAACUCAGGAGUCAUCAUCCUUCUCACACUAUUGCGGGGGUCAUCAUCAUUCUCACCUUGCUGCAGGUAA
Messenger RNA from Closterium sp. Naga37s-1, 729 nucleotides. Lineage: Eukaryota; Viridiplantae; Streptophyta; Zygnematophyceae; Desmidiales; Closteriaceae. The record is from the annotation of a GenBank genome assembly.